AUGAACGAUGGGAAUAAUAUCAAAGUUGAUCGUGGAAAUAUGUUCGACAAGGAAGAUGAAAGAGAACGCAUAUAUGAAUCUAUAUUUCAAAACAGUGACCAGAGGAAACCUCAGUUUAUUUGUGCAACACAACCUUUAGCCCUGCUUUUGAGCAGGGAUUCUUUCCUUUGCUUUGAUGGCGAUGAUUUAGGUCUUUACUACCCAUGGAGAGGCGUACAUGAGGAGAACAAUUACGAAAAUAACCACCUAGAUGAAGAAUUCAAAAAGUUUCUCCGUAGCAAGGAUGCAUUUAGUGUUCCUCCAAUUCAAGAGCAAAGACGUUUGAUUCUGCUCUAUAUCAGCAAUAUUUAUCCCUUUUAUCCUGUGGUUGAUAGAAAGAGCCUAGAUGACAUCAAAAGUAUUCCUUUAAUAUUAUUGAAUGCAAUUUUUUUAAGUGCAAUUCGAUUUGAUUCAUUACAAAAUGAAAAAGAUAUUCGUCCUAGGCUACACCAUUUUUACCAACGCUGUAAACAAUUAGAACUAUUGGAAACGAAUAAGAUUACUUUGAUUCAGUCGUAUUUACUAUUAUCAAUGCACGAAGAAGGUAUAAACGGAGCUACAUCAUCGAAGGAGUACGUUACUAAAGCUUGCAAUUUAUGUGGAGAAUUAGCUAUCACCAAUAUUAGUGGAUCUAAUGGAAUAUCAAUGUCCUCUAAUCAAGCAGAUCACCUGCAUUCAUCAUUUAAAAAGGUUCUGUAUGGAAAAAACUUUUUGAGAAGACUAUUUUGGGUUUCCUUUUGCUGUGACCGUCUUGUCUCAGCGACCUGUGGGAGGGAGAUGUACUAUAAUGUUGCUGAUUUGAUGAUUGAUGAAUUAACUUUAAUCGACUUUAAUGAAGGAGAGUAUCAGCAGUCUGACUAUAUGAUAUUUCGAUCUUGGAUACGUAUUUGUCGGUUAAUUGAUCGUAUUCAGUGUUCUUUAUAUCGCCCUCCAAAAAACAGGACAACGAAUGAUUGGACACUAGAAGAGGACUUAUUUAGCUUCGUAAUUGACGAUGCAAACCUUAUAGAAGUCAAGUUCCAAAAGUUUUUGUUAUUAUCCCAUGCAUAUGUCUGCAUAUUAUAUCUUCGUUCCAAAGUCGAUGCCAUGUCGUUAAUGGUCAACAGCAUUGAACUUAGUGGUGAGCAAGUCAAGUCAAGAGGCAACUACAUAGAUCAGAUUCAUUACUAUUCCUCUGAAAUCGUGGAAAUAGCUGAAUCAACGGAGGUUAUACAUCACAUUCUAGUCGUUCACGCAAUAGUUCAUGUCAUUGCUUUAAUGCAACUUGAAUCCAAGACAUACAUUAACGAAAGGGAUAAGGCAAAAACGAAUUUUGGCCUUUAUUUUAGCGAAAUGAUGAACAGAUGCGCUGCACUACUAGAAAGGAGUAGAGGAUAUUGGUGGUUUGCUGGGUCAGCUCUUCGUCUUUGUAAAGUAAUAUUUUCAUACGAUGAUUCUGUAUCGCAUAAAAUACAGUGA
Messenger RNA from Priceomyces carsonii, 1497 nucleotides. RefSeq lists its product as uncharacterized. The coding region runs from base 1 to 1497 and encodes 498 amino acids. The record is from RefSeq and is a predicted model, not a curated record. Gene Ontology annotation, molecular function: DNA binding; zinc ion binding. Lineage: Eukaryota; Fungi; Ascomycota; Pichiomycetes; Serinales; Debaryomycetaceae. Gene Ontology annotation, biological process: DNA-templated transcription. The transcript has a single exon.